UGUGUUUUUUCAGGUCCCCCACAAGUCAUUGGUAAAGUUAAUCAUCGCCAUAUUGCUAAAGUUGGUCACAAUACAAAACUCUUGUGUCCAGUAGAAGCUGAUCCUCUACCAUUGAUGCUGUGGAAGAAAAAUGGACAAAAUAUUCCCAAUGGUUGGACUAGGUUCAAAGUUUCUAAAGAAGGACAAUUACGUAUAAAGCAAGUGGAGAUGGAUGAUGCAGGAACAUAUGAAUGUAAAGCUAUCAAUGGAUUUGGAAAUAUUAAAAUCAAUUAUUCUCUGAUUGUAGUCGGUAAUGCAAAUUGUGACACCACUGCAUAUUCAAAACUUGAAAACUCAGACAUUUACUCCUCCCAAUUAGAAAUAGAAAAAAGGCUUGCUGCACCCACCUUCACUGAAUUACCAAAGAAAGAUCAUAUUGUGAAGCCAGUCGGUAGUAGUGUCAGGUUAAAAUGCCGAGCUGAAGGAAACCCCAGACCUCAUGUAGCUUGGUAUCUCAAUAACCAUUUAUUAGAAAUAGAUGAAGAUCCCUCCAAACAUCCACAAUGGAUUUUAAAGUUACAGAAUGUAAAAGAAACUGAUAGUGGACAAUAUACAUGCAGAGUUAGCAACAGAUUGGGAGAAAUAAACCAUACUUAUACUCUAGAGGUUAUUGAGAAAAUCAAUACCAAGCCAGUAUUAAUUGCUCCACAUCCUAUGAAUACUAGUGUAGAAUAUGGUGGUACUGCAUCAUUCCAAUGUCGUGUACGUAGUAUAGUUCAACCACAUAUACAGUGGUUAAAAAGAGUAGAAGACAUGGAUGCCAUUCCCAACCAAAAUACAACAAUAGAGGUUAAAGGCCAGAAGUUUGUGGUAUUAAAAACGGGUGAAGUGUGGAAUCGACCUGAUGGUACCUACGUUAAUAAACUUCUGAUAUCUCAUGCUACCCAAUCGGACGCAGGAAUGUAUAUUUGUCUCGGUGCUAACACUGUGGGAUAUAAUUUUAAAAGCGCCUUCUUAACAGUGUCUUCAGGUAUGUUCAACUUCUUAUUAUGGUAG
Molecule: messenger RNA, 1035 nt
Organism: Lottia gigantea (owl limpet)
Lineage: Eukaryota; Metazoa; Mollusca; Gastropoda; Lottiidae
Exons: 5
Cellular component (GO): plasma membrane
Molecular function (GO): fibroblast growth factor receptor activity; fibroblast growth factor binding
Source: RefSeq, a predicted model, not a curated record